Messenger RNA from Antrostomus carolinensis (chuck-will's-widow), 1758 nucleotides. RefSeq names its product primase and DNA directed polymerase (gene PRIMPOL). Bases 1 to 1758 code for a protein of 585 amino acids. Gene Ontology annotation, biological process: response to UV; error-prone translesion synthesis; mitochondrial DNA replication. Gene Ontology annotation, cellular component: nucleus; mitochondrial matrix. Gene Ontology annotation, molecular function: DNA-directed DNA polymerase activity; chromatin binding. NCBI's taxonomy places the organism in Eukaryota, Metazoa, Chordata, Aves, Caprimulgiformes, Caprimulgidae. The record is from RefSeq and is a predicted model, not a curated record. The transcript is spliced from 12 exons.
AUGAAGAGAAAAUGGGAAGAAAGACUGAAGAAAGUGGAAGAACUCGCAUCUUACUAUGAAAGAAACCCUCUUCCUCCAGUUUAUAGACCAAAACUGUCCAAACCUUUUCUGCCAUCCUCUGUUUGGAAAAUAUUUUGUCGUCAGGCUGAAGCUUUCAAUUAUGUCAAAACCUGCAAAGAGGAUGUUCAUGUAUUUGCCUUGGAAAAGAACACACAAAGUGGACAGAGGUUUUACCUUGUGACAACAUAUAAAGAACUUUGGUUUUAUUACACCAAAGGCUAUAAAACAAGUCUUAUGCAUUGCUAUGAAGUAAUUCCUGAAAAAGAUGCUUGCAAACUUUAUUUUGAUUUAGAGUUCUACAAACCAGCAAAUCCUGGUGCAGAUGGCAAGACUAUGGUUGCAAAGUUAAUUGAGCUUGUCAGCCAAAAAUUAAAAGAACUUUAUGAUGUAAAUUGUUCAGCCGAAGAUGUCUUGAAUUUAGAUUCCAGUACUGAUGAAAAAUUCAGUCGACACUUGAUAUUUCUACCCCAAAAGACUGUAUUUAAGGAUAAUAUUCAUGUUGGUAACUUUGUGAGAACCAUUUUGCAGCCUGCCAUAAGGUUCAUGGAGAGUAAAGCUGCUGUUGUGAUUCCAGAAGAAGGAGCAGGACAUGUUUUCCAGUGUUCUGCAGAAGCAGUUGGAUUAGAUGGUUCUCUUACAAACCUCACAGAUGGCAAAGAUGCUUCCAAAGGCUCUGCAGCCAUUGCUUGCAAAACAAAGGAUAUGGAAACAUCACACAAGGGAGAAAACUUGGAAUUUUCCUUUCUAAUAGUAAAUGAUAAAGAAGGAGACAAGCAACUUUUUGUGGAUCUAGGAGUUUAUACAAAGAAUAGAAAUUUCCGGAUGUAUAAAUCAUCAAAAGCAGGAAAAAAUGUGAUUCUGAAGAUAGCAGAGGAUAAUAAGUUUGUCCCCAACUGUGAAGAGAAUGUUUCCUUGGAAGAAGCGUAUUUUCUUUCCUCUUUGAUCUGCAACGUUAGAGCGAGGGAUGACACAAAAGUUCUGUCAUCUGGAUUUUCAGAGGAGGAGAGAAAAAUGUCGGCUUUUUUAAACAGCAGAGCUAUCAGAAGCAGCAGAGAUUCCGUGGAAGGUUAUCAGGAUUCACCAUACCCAGAAAUUGAUUAUUUUGUUCGUUCUUUGGUUAACAAAGAUGGGGUGCAAGGAGGGAUACGACGGUGGAAUUAUUUCUCUCUGGAAGAAAUACUUGUAUAUGAUAUUUCUGGUUACCGUUGGUGUGAUAAUAUUGGAAGAGCUCACAAAAGUAACAAUAUAAUGAUUCUGGUAGAUCUAAAGAAGGAAGUCUGGUAUCAAAAGUGUCACGAUCCAGUCUGCAGAGAAAAAAACUUCAAAUCACAAAGUUUUCCAUUACCACCUCGGAUAUGUCUCCCUUUUCUUUUCAAAGAGGAAGAAGAGUAUACACUAACAGACGAAAGGAGAAACACGGAAGAAAAAGUAAAACCACAUUCUAAUGGAGCAGAUUUGUCCAAAAGCUCCGUAUUUCUAGAAAAAAGCUUGUCUCAAGACUUCCUCUUGUCAGACAGUGAGUGGGACAAUGCAAGUGAUGAUGCCAGUUUCCUAGAAGCAACUGAAGAUGUGGAACUAGCUGAAGCUGCAAAUAACAGCCUAAACUAUGCCAUGGAAGAAGUGCCUGAUGAAUUUCUUUUGGAAGCUUUACAGGAACAGGACACUUGCAAUAAAGCAGCUAACCACAGACUUGGCUAG